Messenger RNA from Zymoseptoria tritici IPO323, 1047 nucleotides. RefSeq lists its product as uncharacterized. The coding region runs from base 1 to 1047 and encodes 348 amino acids. Gene Ontology annotation, molecular function: hydrolase activity, acting on carbon-nitrogen (but not peptide) bonds. The transcript has a single exon. NCBI's taxonomy places the organism in Eukaryota, Fungi, Ascomycota, Dothideomycetes, Mycosphaerellales, Mycosphaerellaceae. The record is from RefSeq and is a predicted model, not a curated record.
AUGGAAGCUCCCCCGUUCUACUCCUCCAAAGGCGCCGAAAACGCCACCGCCUUCGUCAACGGCAAGAUCUACACCAUCAACCCCUCCCAACCAUGGGCAGAAGCCUUCAUCGUCUCUCCAAUCGGCACCUUUGACGCCGUGGGCUCCAACGCCGAGAUCAAAGCAAUCGCCCAAAAGCGAAAUCUCGUCCAGUACCAGCUGCAAGGCAAAUUCGUCAUGCCUGGUAUUCACGACGCACACACCCACCUCAUGGCCGCGGGUCGCCAGCGGCUCGGAGAAGCACAUGUCGGCUGGGACAGCACGGAUCAAACCCUCGCGGGAAAUGUCGAGUCCGCGGCGUGUGCGUGCGCCUACGCGAAUGUGAUGGGCAACUGGACGCUGGGGAAUUUCUACCAGGCGAGUAAAUUCGCGGAUGGGAUUCCGGAUCGGAAGUAUCUGGAUGAAAAGUAUCCGGACACGCCGGUGUUGGUGCGGGAGAUUUCGUGUCAUCGGGUGUUGGUGAACACCGCUGGGUUGCGGGAGCUGGGGAUUACAGAGGAUGUCAAGGAUCCGCCGGGAGGAUCGUAUUGUCGGAGAGCGGAUGGCACAUUGACGGGGGAGAUUAUUGAGACUGCGACGGCGGCGGUGUGGAGGAGUUUACCGAGGACGCCGCUCAGCUAUGCGAAGACGGUUGUGGAGUUUGCGAUCUCGGAGUGUCAUCGGUAUGGCAUCAUGUCCGUGCAAGAGGCGUCUGCUAUGUCGACGUACUUGCACGCUGUGAGGGAGUUGGAGGAGGAGAACCGCUUGCCGCUGGAUAUUAACACGCAUAUUGUGUGUGCCCCGGGUGCUUCGACGGGUGAAAGGGAGGGGUCGCUGAGAGCGCUGCUGGAUGUGGCGGAUGCGUUUGAGAGUAAACAUGUCCACACGGGGUCUGUCAAGUUUUGGCUGGAUGGCGCGCCGAUGCCGCCGCAUCCUACGCAUUGUGGGUUGACUGACGAGGGCAAACCGGAUGCUGAGCGUGUGCUGGUGGAGUAUGAGAAGUUUGGUGGAUCACAUUGUUCGAUAUGA